AUGACUCCUGGUAUGCCUGGUAUGCGUGCUCUCUCCGGGCUGGACAGCGAUGAUGAGCUCGAGGAUGAAGAACGCCUCCGCCUCGGACUUGCCGCUGCACUCAUUCUGGGUGCCCUCGACUCGCAACUUACUCGGGCAACAAACCACCGUCAAACCUACCUCACAUGCCCUGAGCUCAUGCCCGAUCCACGAAUCAACACUCCAUGGCAGCACAUUACUGAGUGGAACUUGACCUGCAUUUGGCCCGUUUCUAACGGUGUACCCGGGCUCGGCCGGAGCACUCCGGGUCUACCGUUUGGAGCGGCCGCCGCCAGCAACGAACUGGCCGGAGGGAGGGUGGUGGUUUGGAAUGGUCCGGCCGGAGUGUUGGGUAACGUUCCGGCCGGAGCUCUGGUGAACGUACCGGCCGGAGGCCUCGAGAAAUAUGGGUUUCCUACGGUCCGGCCGGACUGUUAUCCAACGUUCCGGCCGGAGCUCUGGUCAACGGUCCGGCCGGAGGCCUCGAAAAAUUUAGGCUUCCUACGGUCCGGCUGGACACAUAUUCAAUGUUCCGGCCAGACCUUUGAUCAGUGUCCCAGCCAGAGGCCUCAAAAAUUUGGGCUCUCAAUGGUCCGGCCGGAGCACUCAGCAAUGGUCCGGCCGGCACACUCAGCAAUGAUCCGGCUGGAGGCCUCCAAAGAUUUGGGUUCUCAAUGUUCCGGCCAGGACCGGGGGUUGAUAUCUAACCUUCUGGCCGGACCCCAGAUGAAAUGGUCCGGCCAGGCAAAAUUCCACCUUCCAAACAUCUGGCCAGAAGCCUUGCGGAAUCUGGGCUGUAAACAAUCUGGCCAGGCUAGUUUAGCUGAACCACCGAGCUCAGAGUUGAGCCACCAAGCUCGGUAUCAAACCACCACCGAGCUCAAUACUAGGCUCGGUGGCCGAGAAAACUUGGCCGGGCUCGGCGCCGAGGAUAAAUGGCCGAGGCUCGGGCCGAGGUUUCAAGCGCCGAGCUCGGUGAAAACCACCGAGGUAAAGGGCCGAGCUGAGUGUUCAAUGACCGAGUUUGUUGUUGAAGCACUGAGCUCGGAAAUGGCCGAGGUUAAACCACCGAGCUCGGUGAAAAACGGCCGGGCCGUCAGAUUGCCAUAUAAGGAAAUUUGGUAUCAUCUGGUAGCCCUUCAUUCACAGAGUACAGUAUAUGUUCCCUAG
Messenger RNA from Fomitopsis serialis, 1188 nucleotides. RefSeq lists its product as uncharacterized. The coding region runs from base 1 to 1188 and encodes 395 amino acids. Lineage: Eukaryota; Fungi; Basidiomycota; Agaricomycetes; Polyporales; Fomitopsidaceae. The record is from RefSeq and is a predicted model, not a curated record. The transcript has 5 exons.